Didymodactylos carnosus is the source of this 5490-nucleotide messenger RNA. The record is from the annotation of a GenBank genome assembly. NCBI's taxonomy places the organism in Eukaryota, Metazoa, Rotifera, Eurotatoria, Philodinida, Philodinidae.
AUGAUGGCUUCAACGAAGCCAUUUGCUGUCGUGUGCCUGAUCAUUAUUAUGAUAUGUGAGAACGUACUGUCGAAAACGGCACAAUCAAAUGAUAAUUUAAUAUCUCGAGUAAAAAAGCAGUAUCAAUAUCCAAACUAUCAACGACAACAGCCUUAUCAACAAGAUUAUAGGCAACCACAACAACCACAGCCACCACAAUCAAGUAAUGGUAAUGGUUACAACGCUAGUGGCGUUGAAUGUAAAGGAUGUGGUCCAAGACGAGAUUGUGCCUGUCCGGGAAAAGGUGGAAUGGGUAUUACAGGUCCACAAGGAUUUCCCGGCAUUCCUGGGGAUCGUGGAAAUAGAGGAAGUCAAGGGGGACGAGGUUUGACCGGUGUUCGUGGUGAAAAAGGAGAUCGAGGUCAAUAUGGAAAUAAAGGAGAACGUGGUGAUGAUGGUCUUCUACCAGUUGACGGUCAAAAUGGAUUUCCAGGAAAACCCGGUUCAGUAGGUCCGCGAGGUAUCCCCGGUGUUCCCGGUUGCAAUGGCUCAAAAGGUGACUCGGGACCAAAUGGAUUUGAUGGAACAAACGGUCUACCAGGAAAUCGGGGAAACCCCGGACGACCGGGAGACAUGGGCGAACCUGGUGAAGCCAAUUAUGGUCCAGGUGGUCUUGCUCAAGGACCAAGAGGAGACAGAGGAGCGCCGGGCAAACAAGGAAUACCAGGUUGGCCAGGCAAUCCAGGUUUGCCGGGAGCUCCAGGUCCAGGUGGAAAAGAUGGCACACGAGGAAGACCAGGUCCAUCAGGCGACGCCGGAGAAAGAGGGCUUCCAGGACAAGAUAACUUUGGAGUAAAAGGUAUACGGGGAGAGCCAGGCAUGCCAGGACCAAGAGGACCGGAACAUGGCGAGAUUCGCGGUUUAACUCAUCUACAGAGCGUUCCUGGAGGCAGAGGUUAUCCAGGUGACAGAGGAUUUAAAGGAAAUCAGGGUGCAUCAGGCUAUCUUGGUAUCGACGGUUUACAAGGGCCAAAAGGAGAAAAGGGUGAUUUUGGUGCUCCUGGACCACAGGGAAAAACCGGUAAACCCGGUCCAGCUGGUUCGUACGGUGUCAAAGGAACUGCUGGUACACAUGGUCCAUCCGGUUCAGAUGGAGUGCCUGGAGGCAAGUAUCAAGGAAGAAAUGGGGAGCCGGGACCAAAAGGUCAACGAGGAGAUAAUGGAGCACCGGGACCAAACACAAUUGGUAAAAAAGGCCUUCGACUAUAUCCUGGACGACCUGGCUAUCAGGGAAUACCCGGGGAUGUUGGACCAUCUGGAUUACCUGGCGCACCGGGAUUCCCAGGUCGAGAAGGUAUAAAAGGCGAGAAAGGAGAUUAUGGAAUGCCUGGCCGACCUGGACCUAUGGGUGAACCUGGCUUCGGCGGUGAACAAGAAAAGGGUGAUCGAGGAGAUGAUGGAUUUCCGGGUUUACCAGGACAAGCAGGAGCUGCCGGUUAUCCUGGCGACAAAGGCGAAAUGGGAAACAAAGGAAUAACUGGAGAUAACGGAGUCGGACAACGUGGAUUGCCUGGAGUUUCAGGGCGUCCCGGAUAUCCAGGAUUGCCUGGUCCACAAGGAGAUCAAGGUGAAAUGGGUCCACCAGGUUAUCCAGCAGAAGACGGCUUUCGCGGAUAUCAAGGCUACGGUCCUCCUGGUCAGCCAGGUUAUACGGGACCAUCGGGACCUCCUGGAUUACCUGGUGUCCCUGGUAUACCUGGGCCCAAAGGAGACUUAGGUGACAAUGGAGGCUGUGGUUUUUGUCCACCUACUACUCCUGGAUUACAAGGUGAUAGAGGCUCAACAGGCUAUCGUGGCAGACCGGGAGUUCAUGGAGCACCUGGAUUUCGCGGUGAAAAAGGUGAUGCUGGAUUACAGGGAGCAUCUGGUCCAUCCGGAAUACCAGGACCAGCGGGCUUAGAUGGAAGAAAUGGCUAUAAUGCAGCUCCUGGUCCAAAAGGUGAACCGGGUGAGAUGAUUGGCGCAGAUGGCUUUAAAGGUAAAAAUGAAUCAAAUGUGGGAUUAACCACUAUCGAAAGUCGACGUGGAGCUAAUGGAGAACCUGGAGUAAAAGGCUACAGAGGCGAUAUAGGUGAUACUGGUAUUAAUGGAAGAGACGGAUAUGACGGUGCCCCCGGAGCACCUGGACCAAGGGGUCUUACCGGUGUUAUUGGUCGUACAGGUGGUCCAGGUUUACCAGGAGCUAAAGGUAUCCCGGGCCCUGCCGGACCUCCUCCACAACAAGCUGGUCGAGGACAAACUGGUGAUGAGGGAGAACAGGGACCACAAGGCAAACAAGGGCGUUAUGGUUCAGUAGGAGAACCAGGAGAGCCCGCAACAGCACCAUUAACAUUCAUCGGUCAAAAAGGACCAAAAGGCAUUCAGGGUGACACAGGCUAUCCAGGAGCUCCAGGCUUCAAUGGACAACAGGGUAUACCCGGACCAUCAGGAGGUGCCGCAUCUCGUGGUCUAAGGGGUGAAGAUGGACGUUUUGGUUUGCCUGGUGUUCACGGUGAACCUGGUGUAAAAGGCUACCCUGGCUUAGAUGGUCCUCCAGGACAAGAUGGACGACCGGGACUUCCAGGUCCAAAUGGAAUGCCGGGUGUACCAGGCUUACCAGGAUCAAAGGGUGAAAGAGGAGAGAUGGCUGUGGCAACAAGAACUGGAUCAACUGGAGCACCAGGAAUAAAAGGCCCCAGUGGUGAUAGAGGUUAUGGAGGUUUACCAGGACAAAGAGGAUUUCCGGGACUUCGUGGACAAGGUGGAGAUAGAGGUUCAAAUGGAGCUUCUGGACCAUCUGGACCCAAAGGACCAAAAGGAGAAACUGGUGGAACACAUCCUGGAUCAUGGGGAGCAAUUGGAUUACCAGGAGUUCCCGGACGUCGUGGAGCUCCGGGACGCAGCGGUUCACCAGGAUUACCGGGACAGAAUGGUUAUCGUGGUGCUGUCGGUGAUAAUGGUCGUCCAGGUGUUGCUGGAGGUCCCGGACUUCCAGGAAGAAAGGGAGAAAAUGGAGACAACGGAAUGAAUGGUUGGCCAGGGAGACAAGGCAUUAAAGGUCGCCCAGGUAUUCCGGGAGAACGUGGAACUCCCGGAUUCAAUGGUGGACCAGGCAAUAAUGGAUUACCAGGAAUGAAAGGAUAUCCAGGGGACAUCGGUGAACCUGGUCUUAGCGGUGGAUUUGGUGCUCCAGGCUUGAGAGGUCAAAAUGGUGAUGUUGGGGAAGCUGGAUUUCCCGGACUUAAAGGCAUGCCAGGUGAUUUUGGAGAAUAUGGUCCAAAAGGAUUUCCUGGAGAAGUUGGAUUUGCUGGACUUCCGGGUGCCCCAGGAUUAGCUGGAAGAGAUGGACGUCCUGGCAUGGAUGGCAUGAAAGGUUUACCUGGAGAUGCAUUCAAAGGAAUAAACGGAAUUCGAGGUGAUCGUGGUGCUCCUGGUAUUCCUGGUGCUCCCGGACCACGUGGACCACGUGGACCGCCUGGCUUAAAUGAUGCACCGGGAUUUCGUGGUCAACCGGGCCCUGCUGGUUUUCCAGGUUUGCCCGGCUUACACGGAGCUCCAGGCUUUCCAGGACCCAAGGGAAUGGCUGGACAAAGUGGUUUUCCUGGAGCCCCUGGACAACCUGGCGAGCGGGGUGGAGCAGGACGAGCCGGUGCUCCAGGUAUGCCGGGUUUUCAAGGACAAAGAGGAGAAAAUGGACGAAAUGGACAAGCAACAACAUUUGGAAUGAAAGGAUUUCCUGGUGAUGCGGGUGCAUCAGGACUUCCAGGAUCAGUCGGACUUCCAGGUGAUCAAGGUCUUCCAGGUUUUCCAGGACCGGUUGGAUCAAGCGGCAGACCAGGUCCUAAUGGUGCGCCGGGAUUCUCUGGUGACAAAGGUACCAGUGGUUUUAGUGGCGCUCCCGGACGAGCAGGACAGCCAGGCUUUCCAGGACAAAAGGGAACAAGAGGAUACAGUGGAAUUCCUGGUGUUAAGGGUAUACCAGGCGACAGUGGUGGACGUAGUUUGCCAGGAUAUAGAGGAGAACCAGGUCGUGAAGGAACUCCAGGAAGACCGGGUCUCAGAGGACCACCUGGAGAACCCGGUCCAGCGGGACUAAGGGGACGAGACGGACGCGGCGCUACUAGCCCACGAGGUAUACCGGGCGAUAGAGGACAGCCAGGAUUACCAGGACGUCAUGGUGCGCAAGGGCUUCCAGGAAGAGAUGGAGCAUUAAGCUUUGGUGGAAGAGCAGGAGCGCCCGGACUUAAUGGUCAAGAUGGCCUACCAGGACUUCCAGGAAGUUCUGGUUUGAAAGGCAUGCAGGGAUUUCCAGGAACACCAGGCAACAGGGGUCUUCCAGGACGAGCAGGUUAUGACGGAGAUAACGGAUUUCCGGGCCAAGCUGGAUAUAAAGGACAGCCAGGUGAUGCAGGCUUCCCGGGUAGUGAUGGACGAAGUGGACUUCCCGGACCAAAAGGAGAAGAAACACGCGUGCAGUCAUACAGAACACCGGGCAUACGCGGAGAACCAGGUCAACCAGGACCAUCAGGCCCUGUUGGUCGUCCUGGUGGCCCAGGUGUAAGUGGUCAAAAAGGAAAUGUUGGACUUACAGGCAUGGCAGGGCUUCCAGGCGCACCGGGCGGUUCAGGACCAAAAGGACCGAUGGGCGACGCUGGACAACAAGGAUCUGUUGGAUUCCACGGAUUGCCGGGCGCACCUGGCCCUGCUGGUAGCCAAGGCCAUCCUGGAGAGAGUGAUGGAUCAUUCAUCUUUGCAAGACAUAGCCAAGGUACAACAAUACCCACUUGUCCAUCGCCCACACAAACAAUGCACGAUGGAUUUUCAUUCAUGGGUAUUCAAGGCGAUACAUACGCAGCUCAUCAAGAUUUAGGUGGUCCUGGUAGUUGUUUAAGUCGAUUUAGUGCCAUGCCGUUUUUAUUUUGUGAUAUCCACAAUACUUGUCAUUAUGCAUCGAGAAAUGAUUAUUCUUAUUGGCUAGCAACAAAUGAACCAAUGAAAAAUUCCAUGUCGACAUUCGAGCCAAAAGAAAUAAGAAGUUAUCUUAGUCGAUGUGUUGUCUGUGAAUCACCAUCACCCGUAUUCGCCGUCCAUAGUCAAUCUCAACGACCUCCCGCAUGUCCCGAUGGUUAUGAUCAAUUGUGGACUGGUUAUAGUUUUGUCUUUACAUCUGCUGAUGGUGGUCGAGGUGAUCAACAAAGUUUACAAUCACCAGGUUCAUGUUUAGAAAGUUAUAUAGAUCGUCCGUACUUUCAUUGUAAAGAUCAUUCACAUUGUAAUUUUUAUCCAAAUAUGAUGUCAUUUUAUUUGGCGGCAUUAGAUGAAUAUUCUGGUUUUGAAAAACCAAAACUAUUGACAUUAAAAGCUGGACAACAACGUCAACAUGUUAGUCGUUGUGCUGUAUGUCAUGCUAAUUUAUUUAAACAAACAAACAGAGGUCCCAGUGCAUUUUUUGCACAAGUGAAAAAAAAUUAA